Messenger RNA from Hyaena hyaena (striped hyena), 2673 nucleotides. It is a transcript of the gene RAB36, whose product is annotated as RAB36, member RAS oncogene family. The record is from RefSeq and is a predicted model, not a curated record. Lineage: Eukaryota; Metazoa; Chordata; Mammalia; Carnivora; Hyaenidae. The transcript has 11 exons. Gene Ontology annotation, molecular function: GTP binding; GTPase activity. Bases 101 to 955 code for a protein of 284 amino acids.
GUGCUCGUUGCCAUGGUGAUCGCUGCCCCGGACCCAGCUUGACCAGGCCGGCCACCAGGCUUCUGGAGCCUUUGCAACCUCCUUGGGACAUUCUGGAAGGAUGAGGUCCUCCCUGAUGCCUUUGGGGCCACCUGUGAGCCGAGACCGCAUCAUCACCAGCUUCCCUAAGUGGUACACCCCUAAUGCCUGCCUGCAGCUCAAGGAGCACUUCCAUGGGCAGGUCAGCAGCACCUGCCAGAGCAGGAACACGGGGACUGUUGGGCUUAGACUCUCCAAGGUAGUUGUCGUUGGUGAUCUCUACGUGGGCAAGACCAGCCUCAUCCACAGGUUUUGCAAGAAUGUUUUUGACCGGGACUACAAGGCCACCAUUGGGGUGGACUUUGAAAUUGAGCGCUUUGAGAUUUCUGGGAUUCCCUACAGCCUCCAAAUCUGGGACACAGCAGGGCAGGAGAAGUUCAAGUGCAUUGCAUCUGCCUACUACCGGGGUGCCCAGGUGAUCAUCACAGCCUUUGACCUCACUGAUGUGCAGACUCUGGAGCACACCAGGCAGUGGCUGGAAGAUGCACUCAGAGAGAAUGAGCCAGGCUCCUGCUUCGUGUUCCUCGUGGGAACCAAGAAAGACCUUCUGUCAGGAGCUGCAUGUGAGCAGGCAGAAGUAGAGGCUGUGCGCCUGGCCAACGAGAUGAAGGCUGAGUACUGGUCGGUGUCCGCUAAGACAGGGGAGAAUGUGAAGGCAUUCUUCAGCCGCGUAGCCGCCCUGGCAUUCGAGCAAUCGAUUCUUCAGGACUUGGAGAGGAGGAGCAGCGCGCGGCUCCAGGAAUGGAGGGGAGACCACCCGAGACCCAGGAGAGCAAGACAUCCUCCAGCCUGGGUUGCUGUUAGCUGGGACCUGUAUCAGAAUCCUCUACUCCCUGCACACGCGUGGACAGUGCCUUCCGUGACUGUGGAGGGGUGAUAGGAAGGCAUCCGUGUCUGACCACCCACCAUGCUGAACCCCAGAGCUCAGCCACUUCUCUUUAGCAGGUCAGGAGCCAGGAAAGGCCUGCACCCGCUGCCCAAGAGCCCCUCACUGCCCAGCUGGUGGGUACACUGUGGUGAUCAUCGGGAAGGCCAGUCCCUCCUAUAGAUUCACCUGGCCUUGAGAGGUCUCAGGACUGCAGACACGACACACUUUUGCCCCACCAUCUCUCACCCUCGGCACACAUCAGCUGCCCAUAUAGACACUCUCCCAGCUUUCCUUGGUUAGCCUCAGAAUCCUCCUUCUCAACUAAGUGGUCCAGACAAGCAGGACUUGUCAAAGUUAGCAUAUGAGGGAAAAUCCACCGGUCAUCCCUGCUUGGGACUUUUCUGUUAUUAACAGGACUUGCAGCUCUGGGCCUCGGAGCCCCAGGCCUCACUGUCCAGUGUCCCUCUGCCACAGACUUGUGGGAUCCCUCUGGAGGAGAAUAGACAAGACAGUCUCUCAGGCCCUUGUUGGCCAAGGGGUCAUCUUUGGCUCCCCCUUUAUCCCUGGGAUCCUGUCCUAUUGGCCAGUGGGUGAGAAUGCACAGAACAGGCCAUUCAUGCCCCUCUGGCCCACCUGGACAAUAGGUUUCCCUGGCUGCGCUGCGGGAAGAAGACUGCCCAGCUGUCCCGGUAAAUUACUGCUAUAUCCAGUUUGCAUGGCACUGUCCUGCUGUUAUUAUCACAAUAGUCACCUAGACACUGCUUGGUUGCCCUGCCACCCCCUCUCUCCCUCCAGCUUGCACAGGAAGGACCUCAAGAACAAGAAAAUGCUGGGUAUGUGCCCCUCAGGACCUUUGUGGUGGCAUUCAUGCAUCUUUGGAGGAUGUCAGAAGCCCUUCAGAGUCUAGAGAGCUCCUCACCUACACCACCCUGUCCUACACAUCCAGAACUGGCAGGAACAACCCAGGCACCCCCUCCCCAGCUCCCGCUCAGAGCACCCACUCUCUCUAUACUCUCAUGUUGCUCUUCUGUGGACGCUAUUAAGUACUCCCACCCACCCCACACUCCGUGGCCCUGGGUGGGUGCCCGCUCAUCCCCGCCCACCCCAUGCUAAAAGCAGGUGGGCAAAUCUGGGCAUUUCCCACCUGCUUCUCAGGUGAGCAUUUUGCAAACAGCUGUUCUGGUCAGUGCCCUAAACAGUACCCCAUACAGUGCCUGGCACACUGCAGGUGCCCAGUGAUGUUCAUUGGCUGACGGCGAUUGCCCAAUGCUGGUUGGGGAAGAACCCUGGCAUCUUUUCCUGUUCAUUCUCCCUUCACAUUUUAGCUUUCUUUAUAGCUAUAAAAUACUUCUUUAUAUAAAUCACUCAAAGGUAUUAUGAACAUGUUUAUGAUAAACCAAAACAAGACACUACAAAGUUUUGUAUACAGACUGAAAUUCCCCUCCUGUCCCUGGAAGUAAGGGUUGUUAACAGCUGUAGGAAUCCUUCAGACUACUACUAGGCAACACAACCAUGUUUGUGGUCUUGUUUGUUUAACCAGAACGACCUAUCACCACACAUGCGGCCUGGCAGCCUGCAUUCUUGUUGACCUGCAGGAGCCCUCUCCACACACCGAACCUACUUGUUCCUUUAGGACCUGCCAGUUUUCCUUCUGGGAAUGGACCAGAGGCCCAAGUGCCCUGCCCCCUAAGGGGUUUGUCUCCAGGUUUUAGCUUACCGAAGGUGCU